GCGGGGGGCGCGCGGCUCCGGGCGCGGCGCCUGCACCAUGAACUACCAGCAGCAGCUGGCCAACUCGGCUGCCAUCCGGGCCGAGAUCCAGCGCUUCGAGUCGGUCCACCCCAACAUCUACUCCAUCUACGAGCUGUUGGAGCGCGUGGAGGAGCCGGUGCUGCAGAACCAAAUCCGGGAGCACGUCAUCGCCAUCGAAGAUGCCUUCGUGAACAGCCAGGAAUGGACAUUGAGUCGAUCCGUCCCGGAGCUCAAAGUGGGCAUUGUGGGUAACUUGGCCAGCGGCAAGUCGGCCCUGGUCCACCGCUAUCUGACCGGCACGUAUGUCCAGGAGGAGUCUCCCGAAGGUGGCAGGUUCAAGAAAGAGAUCGUCGUCGACGGACAAAGCUAUCUGCUGCUGAUCCGAGAUGAAGGCGGCCCCCCGGAGGCCCAGUUUGCCAUGUGGGUGGACGCCGUCAUAUUUGUCUUCAGCUUGGAGGACGAGAUCAGCUUCCAGACCGUCUACCACUACUACAGCCGCAUGGCCAACUACCGCAACACAAGCGAGGUCCCGCUGGUCCUGGUGGGGACCCAGGACGCCAUCAGCUCCACCAACCCGCGGGUCAUCGACGACGCACGGGCGCGGAAGCUCUCCAGCGACCUCAAGAGGUGCACGUACUACGAGACGUGCGCCACCUACGGGCUGAACGUGGAGCGCGUCUUCCAGGACGUUGCCCAGAAGAUUGUUGCCACGAGGAAGAAGCAGCAGCUGUCCAUAGGUCCCUGCAAGUCCCUCCCCAACUCGCCCAGCCACUCGUCUGUCUGCUCCGCACAGGUGUCCGCCGUACACAUCAGCCAGACGAGUAACGGGGGCGGGAGCCUGAGCGACUACUCCUCCUCCGUGCCGUCCACGCCGAGCACCAGCCAGAAGGAGCUCCGCAUCGACGUGCCGCCCGCGGCCAACACACCCACGCCUGUCCGCAAGCAGUCCAAGCGCCGGUCCAACCUCUUCACUUCUCGGAAAGGGAGUGACCCAGACAAAGAGAAGAAAGGCCUGGAGAGUCGAGCGGACAGCAUCGGGAGCGGUCGAGCCAUCCCAAUUAAACAGGGCAUGCUGCUGAAGCGCAGUGGCAAGUCGUUAAACAAGGAAUGGAAGAAGAAGUACGUCACCCUAUGUGACAACGGGGUGCUGACCUACCACCCGAGUUUACACGAUUACAUGCAGAAUGUUCACGGUAAAGAGAUUGAUCUUCUGAGAACCACUGUGAAAGUCCCAGGGAAGAGGCCCCCCCGAGCCACGUCGGCCUGCGCACCCAUCUCCAGCCCAAAAACCAACGGCCUGUCCAAGGACAUGAGCAGCUUGCACAUUUCACCAAAUUCAGGGAAUGUCACUAGUGCGCCUGGGUCUCAGAUGGCGAGCGGCGUCAGCCUGGGCUCCUUCAACAGCCGAGCGGACGGCAUGCAGCAGCGGUCCUACUCUGUCUCCAGUGCCGACCAGUGGAGCGAGGCUACGGUCAUUGCAAAUUCAGCCGUCAGCAGUGACACGGGGCUGGGUGACCCCCUGUGCUCAAGCCCCAGCAUUUCCAGCACCGCCAGCCCCAAGCUCGACCCGCCCCCCUCCCCUCACGCCAACAGAAAGAAGCAUCGGAGGAAGAAAAGCACGAGCAACUUCAAAGCCGACGGCCUCUCCGGCACCGCUGACGAGCAAGAAGAAAACUUUGAGUUUAUCAUUGUGUCCCUCACUGGCCAGACGUGGCACUUUGAAGCCACCACAUACGAGGAGCGAGAUGCGUGGGUCCAGGCCAUUGAGAGCCAAAUCCUCGCCAGCUUGCAGUCAUGCGAGAGCAGCAAGAACAAGUCCCGGCUGACCAGCCAGAGUGAGGCCAUGGCCUUACAGUCGAUACGGAACAUCCGCGGGAACUCCCACUGCGUGGACUGCGAGACCCAGAAUCCCAACUGGGCCAGUCUGAACUUGGGAGCCCUCAUGUGUAUCGAGUGCUCAGGGAUCCACCGGAAUCUCGGCACCCACCUCUCUCGAGUCCGGUCUCUGGACCUCGACGACUGGCCCAUUGAGCUCAUCAAGGUGAUGUCGUCCAUCGGGAACGAGCUGGCCAACAGUGUCUGGGAGGAGAGCACCCAGGGGCGGACGAAGCCCUCGCUGGACUCCACAAGGGAGGAGAAGGAGCGGUGGAUCCGGGCCAAGUACGAGCAGAAGCUCUUCCUGGCCCCGCUGCCCUGCACGGAGCUAUCCCUGGGCCAGCACCUGCUGCGGGCCACGGCCGACGAGGACCUGCGGACGGUCAUCCUGCUGCUGGCGCACGGCUCCCGGGACGAGGUGAACGAAACCUGCGGGGAGGCUGACGGCCGGACGGCGCUGCACCUGGCCUGCCGGAAGGGCAACGUGGUCCUGGCCCAGCUGCUCAUCUGGUACGGCGUGGACGUGAUGGCCCGCGACGCGCACGGGAACACGGCGCUGGCCUACGCGCGGCAGGCCUCCAGCCAGGAGUGCACCGAGGUCCUUCUGCAAUACGGCUGCCCCGACGAGCGCUUCGCGCUCAUGGCCACCCCCAACCUGUCCCGGAAGAACACUAACCGCAACAACAGCGGCGGGAGGGUGCCCACCGUCAUCUGAGGACCGCGGUGUGCCCGCAGCCUCCCACGCGCGCCCUGGGGAGUCACCCACGUGAGUCCCGUCGGGUCCCCCUCACUUCUGGUGGUCCCCGGCCACGCACCCCCACCCCUCUCCCCCCACCUCACCCCCAGCGAAAUCACAAAACCCAGACGGCCCUCGAGGGGCGCGAAGAGGCUGCAGCGUUGAUUCCUUUGCAUAGACUCCCCCUCAUCGACAACACAGGAGCGGCCGGAGGGCCUGGGUUCUUGAUGGUAGCACACCGGCGCCGGGACAUCCGGCGGCGGAGAAGACGCGCAGGGCACAAGGGGCGGUGGGGGGGCGCGCGGGGGGUGGGGUGGGGGAGGGCGACGCAGCCAGCAGGAAGGGGGUGACUCUCCUUAACUGGCAGUUAAGCACAUCAGUACAUUUCACCUCUACCAAACGGAACACUUGGAUUUCAUCUCUUCUCCGAGGAGCUUGACGGCAUAAAUCAGAAGCAAGCAGAGUUUGUCAGGUUUGAAGCCCCUAUGAUGGUAUGUGUCAAAUCAGUUGUAGCUAAUCUGUCCAGGGAGGAUACUGGCUUCAUUACGCUCGUGUAGUUGAGUUCUUCCAGCAUUACCGCUGCUUAAUAGAACAUGAUUACUCAUCACCGGGAAGAAAGCGUAUUAGCGGCGGAGGUAGUUACACAGCACGCUCGGGUGAUUGCCACGAUGUGAUCGCAAUACUCUGAGAAGCCGCGUAUUAUCCCAGACAUGUUCUCCCAAGCCCUUGGAGCCCUCCUUUCUAAAUUCACUGUCAUAAUUUAGUAUCUGUUUAAUUUUUCAGUCCAAAGAGAGGAAAUCAGUUGCUGAGUAUUAUUUGACUGCAGUCUCCUUGGUGCAAAACAAAAUGGAAAAAAAUAAAUAAGAGUGACUUGGAAUUUCAAAAGGAAACCACGAAUUCCGCUAACCACAACAUUUCAAGCACAUUUUAGUAAACUCAGUAAAUGUGUAAAAGGCUAAUUUUUUUUUUUUUUUUGCCCAAACCAGAGAGAUAUUUUGUGUCCUCCUGCCAAGGUGGGUGUCUUGGGGUCUCAGUCACUCCGGGGCCCACGCGGCCCAAGUCACGCAGGCCUCUGUAUUCUGUCUUUAGAUGAGAUGUGUUGAAAAUCUAUUUGAAUAAAAGAAGUUCAUAAAUAUGCAUUGAUUUUUGUACAGACAAAUGGCACCUCUGUUAAUUUAUAAAUUGAACUGGAUGUGAACUAAUAAUAUGCAACUAGUUGAGACAAGAGGGUUACAGAUCACUGUACAUGGGAAAUGUUCCCAGCAGUAAACACUUCCAUUAAUGUGAUAUACAGCUUUCAAAAAGGAGCACAUCAGAAUAAGACGGUGGUACCAUUUGCUUAUUAAAAUCAGGAAAGGGGAGAAAGAAAAAAAAAGCAAGCAUAUUGGGGGGAAGAGGCCCGUGACUGCUCAUUACUGAAAGCACGACUGCUCUCCGACGCUGCUUUUGCUAACUGCGAGGAAGCGCUGUGUUCAGACACGGGGGACUCUCCAAACCCCAGACCCUAGCGCUUUGCAAAGGUCCACCCUGACCACCGCUGCCAAUGUGGGGGCACAGACUGACUCAUGAGACUCCCUAAGACUUUUUUUGUCUUUUUUUAAACCUGGUGGCCAGGCCCAUCAUUUCAGUACGUCACCCGAUUUGCCGUCAUCGUGGUUUCUGGCUGCUUCAGACUUCGGCCGCCUCCAGCAUGGUGGCCAGACAUAACCAGGUGGCGACACCGUAGGUUACAGAAAGGGGCCAACUGUGCCUUGAGCCCCUUGGUGGUAGGAUGGGGAUUCGGGGUGUCCCCUUGAAGGAUAGCACAGGAUUGGCAGCACCAAAACAGAGGACCACACUCCCCGGCUGCCCCCGGGGAAGUCCCUUGCUCUCAUAUAUGAAACCUUCUAUUUUGUAAGAGUUUUUCCUCUUCUUUGACUUUUUAAAAAACAAAAAAAAAAUUAAAAGUAGGUGGGGGGAAAAAAAAUAAAGCUUUACACAGUUUUUCCGUGGGUCAGUGUUUCACGGGCAUCUCUCACCUGCACGCAGCUCGGUGGAAUCCGGCCGUUUCCCAGGAUAAACAGGUGCACAAGCCUCCGGCCUGGGAACCUUGAGGACAGGGCCAUAAUCCCUCCGCCCGGUUUUUAAUUCUGUGUUUCAUCACUGUGUGGUUAUUUUAAAUGUGAAUAGAGGGGGAAAAAAAAAGUCCUUCCUAUUUUUGAAGAACGCAUUACUGUUCUAAUCCAGCCACACCCAUUGCCCCCCCACCUUAGCAUAGACGUUAUUAUGUAGUGAACGCAGAUAGAGUAUAAACAAAAUUAUUAAAUUAUUUCAUUGUAGUUACUUCCCAUCAUAGGAAUGCUUUAUCAUAGUGAAGCCUUCUUUUGAAAAGAAAUGAAAUUCCUUGUAAGGCUUCUCUUUGGGAUGUAUAUGAGUGUGUACAGAUUAUUAGAUGUGUUUAUAAUAUAAUAUUUUCCCAGAUGACUUCUUUUUUCACUUAGCCUUUCACGACCGGUAUGCUACGCUGGUUUCUUCCCUUCCCUCCCUCCAGCGCUGGGGCUUCGUUGAUUCCUCCCUAGAAAAGGCGACCUCUUUCCUGCUAUUUUUAGCAAUGGUGAUGUGCUCCAGGAGGCAGCCUGCUAAAUUUUGAGCCCAAGUUUUGGCAACAGAGAGAAGGUGGUAGUGGGUUUCAAGGGUUUUAUUUUAAAAGAAAGAUGGCUCAUCUGUGUUUCAGUGUCAAACUAGAAACCCUUUCUCUGCUGACAGUGUUCUCAUUCCCAUCGUAAAGCCUUACUGACACCAAGGCCAGAGAAGCAAGGACGCAGGGCCUGCGGUAGACAUAACCAGUUUGGGAAGGGAGUCGCGUUUUCAUGGCUUAUUUUCAUGUAAGUUCAGGGACAUGACAAUGACCCAGGGAGUUACCGCUGUAGAAUCCAUGUAACCUUUUCUAUUCAGAAUUUAAAAUUUUUCCUUGACCAGGAACCCACUGGCCGGGGAAGGCAUGUGGUCAGGUGGCCACUCACAAGGGCCCCUGGGGGUGUCACAGACUUCUCUGGAUUUCUCUGGUGGCCAGGGAAGCCUGCAGAGAAAGGAGCCUUGAUUUCUGCCGGCGCGCGGGUGCACCUUGAAUACUAGGGUAGACAGAUGGAUGGUUCCCCAGGACAGGGUCCCAGGUCCCCCCUCUCGUCCCCUGUCUUCCCCAGGAGAUGAAUGGUGAGCGUCACGGUCAUGAGUCUUUGAUCCCAGAAGCAGGUGCAGCCCCCUGUUCCCCCAGGAAGCCUCCCCGCAGUGUGGAAUCACCCAGAAAGCAGGUGAGGGCAGUGGGUGCUUGCUGACCGUGGGGCCCUCGGGUGCAAGAGAGAGUAGCUCUUCCUACGUUCCUAGGGCUUGCGAUCCUUCCAUCAGCCCCUUUCCUGCGGGGCCCCGGGCCGUGGCUGUGACCCUAGCUGGCUCCUCCACUGGGGUUCUGUGCAGCCUGAAGCGGUCUGCUGGCAGCCGGCCUCGGCCUCCAUCAUCACCUGGGGGCCUCCCACUUGUGUGCCACCCCCGCACGUCCAGCGUCAUGCCCCGGUGCUUGCAAAGGAGCUGUCACCGCUUCAUUAGGGAGCAGUCCAAUGAGAAAGUCAGCCCCAGGGCUGAGCAGACCUGGGUUCACCUGGCCUCGCCGCCCUGCCCUGAGCAGCUUCCAGCUUCCCCGGGUCCUUCAGCAGCAGUGAAACCCAGUGGCCUUGCAGGGUGUGGGUCCCAUGUGAUGAGUGCCAGCCCGACGCCCAGCCAGGGGCUGGCUGCUUAGGACACGUGGGUGUUUAUUAAGAACAGGACGCAGACGGGACAGGAACCCCACCUCCCCACCCCCCGAGCUGGCCACACGGCCACGAGCCAGUGUCCCCGGGAGUUGGCCGCAGAGCCCGUUUGCCGGACCCUCUCGUCCAGCGCCCCUGUCCCUGCAGAGCCCAUCAGUGCCCCUUUCCAUUCAUGCAUCAGAGGAGGGAGCUGGGCUCUGACGGCUGCCCUCCCAGGAGUGAGCCCACCCUGCCCUGCACCCUCAACCCACCCACUGAAGUGCACCCUCCACUUCCUCUGAGUUCGCAUUUCUAGGGAAGGACAGCUGGGGGUCUCCCUCAUGCCAUUCACUCCCGCUGCUUCAGGCCGCGACCACCCCUCUCUCUUGCCCCACUCUCCACCACAUUGUUGAUGCCGCAGGCCUCCCCCCUGCAGAUGCCUCCUCUGGCACCCAGAGGCGGCUGGACGCUCUCAUGUUCAGACCCUGUUCAGAGUCUUUGCCCUCAGUUCAGUCCACUCACUCAGUCAUGUCCUACUCUGUGACCCCAGGGAGUGCAGCACGCCAGGCCCCCCUGUCCAUCCCCAGCUCCUGGAAAACUUGCUUUAAACUCAUGUCCAUCAAGUCGGCGAUGCCAUCCAACCUUCUGGUCCUCUGUCGUCCCCUCCUCCCGCCUUCGAUCUUGCCCAGCAUCCAAGCCUUUGCCCCACUUCCCUUUAGAGCUUCUUACAGGGCACCCUGGGUUGGCAAGAUAGGGCUCCACUGUCUGCCUCCCUCCUUCUAUCCCCCGCCCCCCCCCCCCCCCCAAAGCCUUCUUCUCCCUUUCUCUCUCUCCUCUGUCCCUCCCUGAGCCUGUGUGCUUGGUCUGUGAGCACCCACCCUGCGGGAGCUCGCUUCCUUCUCAGGGGUGCCACUCGCCUUGUCCCACGCCUGUCCGUGGUGGUCACCUCCUUCCCCUUCAGAGUGGGCCCCGCUUCCUGCCCGACCAAACCCCCCAGCCCGAGCUGUGCUCCUGGGGGUGACGUGGGCUCCUGUGGCUCCAACCCCGCCGGUCCUUUCUCCUUGCAUGUAGAAUGUUCUGGAAGCAAGAGGGGGCGCGCCGCCUUCCCGCCUGGGUUGGCGCGUAAGCCGAGUCGCACUGGAGGGCGUCUGUGAGCAAGCCGGGCCGGGUCUCAGAAGCUGCUCAGAAAGCACAGACGGUGGGAAGGCGAGGCGGCCCUCCCCCACAACCUGCUGUUUGCACCCCUCCAGCGCCCCCCAAGGUCAUCGCGACUUUCCCAGAACUCCCCUGGAUUGUAUUUAUGUCCUUCAAGCGCACGAAUUGAGAAAGCCGUCAGGAAGGAAUUCAGACAGAAAGAAACGUGCUGGAGAGACACAUCUUUCUUCCCCAGGAAAUAUAAUUUAUUUCUAACUGCCUCCUCACACGUGGGUCUCACAUUGUGAAGUCGUGUCUCGGAGUCAUUUUCACCCUCAUCCUUCACCAAAAAAGCUACAUAAGGGCCUUUGGCAUGAGACUCGCCUUUUCCUCUCUCAGCCGUUAGUCAGCCGUGCUUCUUUGGACCAGCCCCCGCCCCCCAGUGACUGCCCUCAGGAAGCCUGGUGGUUGGUGGGCCUUCAGGUGUGGGCGGGGUCGCCGAUACGCACCCGGCUGGCUGAGAAGGGCGUGGUCUGCCCCCUGCCCUGCCCAGCGCGACACAGCUUCUUUGCUCUUUGCGGUUCUGGUUUCUAAAUCAGGUCUCCCAUCAGUCAAGACCUCAGAUUCCUUCCGGUUAUGCAGAUGAGAGAAGCGGGGAGGGGAGGGGAUUGGUCACUUAGGGUAGAUGCACUUUGAAUCCCGUCACUGCCAGAAAGUCGUUCCAGGACCCCAAGAUGCUGUGACGUCCAAGAGACAAACUUUGCCACUCAGGGUUUGCAGCCCCGUCUGUCUCAGCCACCUAAGACAUUAUUAUCUCCAAACCUCAGAUUUUCUUCCCGUUAGAAAACAAACGCUGUCCUGAAAUAGAUUUUUUUAAAAAUAUGAAUAAAUUCCCUGUCUCAUUUUGGGCGUCUGCUGAUUUUAAACAUAGAGCAAACCCUCUUUUCCAGUUUGGCUGUUGUGGUCUUGGUCCGAGUUGAAAUUAGAGGACGUUUCAUGAGCAGGGGAUUCUGUAAAACAAGAAAGUCUGUUUUUAAUCUGUGAUUUUAUUUUAUUUUUUUUUUUGCAGCCCAUGUUUUAGACAUAUUUCUGUUUCACCUGUGUAAUAGGCACCCUCCCCAAAGCAAGGCGGCCGUGACCGUGAACUUGAAAACCUCUCCUCACCACGUUUCACUUAAGAGUGUGUUGUUUUUUUGUUGACAGCAUUUGGUUUGGGGGUUUUCGCCUCUUUGGUUAAAAUGUCCUUAUCUGAGGCCUUCAUCCCAUCCAAAAAAAAAAAAAAAAAAGGCCUUCGGUGCCAAAGAGAGGGCAGGGUUGGGGCAGGCGUGCCCAGCAGAGACGCAUGGUGGUCCUGAAGGCUGCCCCCAGCCCCGGGACACCCAGCCCCACGCAGGUGCUGCCGGUGCGCAAGGUGAGGCAGGGUGCCCGUGUGAGUGAGAGGCGGGCGUGAGGCUUGUCUUCUAUUGGGUCUGACUGGCGUCUGUCCAGAAGGACCCCCUGAGGGUCUUGGUCAAGAAGUAGGGGAGAGCCUUGCCCGUCCUCGAGCACUUAGGAGUGAUCCAGAUUUCAGGGUCAGUGAGCAUUCCGUGACCUUCGUCUUGAGAUGCAGAUGAAAGAAAGGAACCAAAUGAGAUGCGGGAGGGCUGGGGGACCUUUGGAGUGCGGCAAACCCCAUUGGUACACGCACUCUCUGUUGGGCACAGUUGCCCCCAAAUCGGACCAGGCCCCCAUCUCCCUUCUGCCAGGCGGCACCCACGCCGGCCUGGAAGCUGAUGUCUGAGCAGGUUCAAAUACUCUUGUAAAACGGAGAGAGUGCCCAACCCCUGGAGGCUCACACUCAGCACUGGCUCGUGGAAGUUAAAAGGGGUGUCGGGGGCUGGACGAAGGACGCCCUGGGUCUCCCCAUCCCUCAUGGACGCCUGUGUUAGAAACCCUGAGGGCCCAGCUUCAUACAGAGACCUUGGUGGGCAGCCCAUUGUACUUGGGGGUUCACCUGGCCAUGCGUUGAGCCACCUGGGGAAAAGGCACGUCUCUCUGGGAGGACAGACGCCGGAGCCCGGAGCUGGGGAGGCCGCUGUCACUGGCCACGUGAGCACGUCACGCCCCUCCCAGGCCCGCCCCAGCGUCCCCGCCCCUUCCUCUCCAGGACUAUUAACAGGCGCGCUGAUGGACUCGAGUGGCUAGGCAGAGGGUACCCUUAGAAAGUGCUUUAUGGCCGUUCACGCAUCUUGGUCUUAGAAAUAACGCCUCCUCCAAACGUUGAAAAGCAGCACAGUUUCUCUCCUACAACCGGGUUUUUGCAUCUAAAAUACAGAAAAUUCUUGAGGCUCCUACCCUCGCCCUGGCUUAGCGCCCGAAUUCUGGCGAUGCCGUGCGCCCUUGAUCAAAGGCAUGCGGGCUGGCGGCCCCGGGAGGGCUGGUGUUGGGCCAUGCCAGCCGCUGGCACCACCACGUGGGUCCCAGGGAGCGGCUACCGGCCCCAGACAGACCCCCGCUCUCCUGCCUCUGAGUUGGAACAGGGUUCCCAUCUUGCGGCUGGGUGUGUUACCGAGAAGGAAGCCUGAGCAGGUCAGAGGUGAUGACCAAGAGGCAUUUUGGGGAGGUAACGGGAAGGCCUAGACGCGGCGCAUUCUAGCGCAUUUCUCUCUUUCUGUAAAUAGCCGUGUAUAGAAGAUGGAAGAGUAGCCUGGGGUUUAUCCAGAGAUGGGUUCUUUUGUUGUUGUUGUUUUUUCUUUCGGUUGUUUUUAUAUUACCUCAUUCAGCAAGUUUAUGUUUCACAAUGACUCAAUGAUGCUUUAUUUAUAUUGUUUGUACUGUAAUUAAAACCAUUGACAGACAUUUCACUUUGCUUGUUAUUUCAUAUGAGCUUGUUUUGAUUAAAUAUGCCAGUUUGUAUUUUCUUGCCUUGGGAUUUUUUGUGUCAGCUGUACAGUAUUCUAAGGGGGGAAAAAAAAGAAAAAAGAAAAAUGUGUAAAGUAAUGGAGAGAGGUGGCUAUAGAGUAGAGGCCUCUUUCUAAUAAAGAAAUGGAAAUAUGUCUA
Messenger RNA from Dama dama (fallow deer), 10566 nucleotides. It is a transcript of the gene AGAP1, whose product is annotated as ArfGAP with GTPase domain, ankyrin repeat and PH domain 1. Gene Ontology annotation, cellular component: nucleus. The transcript is spliced from 18 exons. Bases 38 to 2611 code for a protein of 857 amino acids. NCBI's taxonomy places the organism in Eukaryota, Metazoa, Chordata, Mammalia, Artiodactyla, Cervidae. Gene Ontology annotation, molecular function: GTPase activity; GTPase activator activity; protein binding. The record is from RefSeq and is a predicted model, not a curated record.